Molecule: messenger RNA, 4810 nt
Organism: Thalassophryne amazonica
Lineage: Eukaryota; Metazoa; Chordata; Actinopteri; Batrachoidiformes; Batrachoididae
Product: liprin-alpha-3-like
Exons: 31
Coding region: 145-3867 (1240 amino acids)
Biological process (GO): synapse organization
Cellular component (GO): presynaptic active zone
Molecular function (GO): protein binding
Source: RefSeq, a predicted model, not a curated record
AUAUUUUUUUGGAAAAAUAAAGAUGUAAAGAUUUCUAUUUUUUAAACUUUUAGCUCAUAUGUAAUCGAGUUCCCAGAUCACACACGAUAUUUGACACACGUGAGCUCCUGUUCUGUCUCCACUUGACACACGUGCCACGGUCUCAUGAUGAUGUGCGAAGUGAUGCCCACCAUUUCGGAGGAUGGGCGCAGCGGGACUGGCGGGGACCCCUCUACUCCUGCCGGGGCAGGGGUCGGAGGGCCCGGGAGUGCAAUGGGAGGAGGUGGAGGCUUUAACGGAAGAGAGGCCAGAGGUGGAGGAGACGAAGGAGGCAGCACGGGAAACCUGGAGUCGCUCAUGGUGAACAUGCUGACGGAGAGGGAGAGGCUGCUGGAGAACCUGAGGGAAACACAGGAGAGCCUGGGCACGGCUCAGCUCCGCCUCCGCGAACUCGGCCACGAGAAGGAGUCACUUCAGAGGCAACUUUCUAUCGCGCUUCCACAGGAGUUUGCAGUGUUGACUAAAGAGCUGAACGUUUGCCGGGAGCAGCUUCUGGAGAGAGAGGAGGAAAUCGCUGAGCUCAAGGCGGAACGAAACAACACACGCUUGUUGCUGGAACAUCUGGAGUGCUUGGUGUCUCGCCAUGAGCGCAGUCUGAGGAUGACAGUGGUGAAAAGACAAGCCCAGUCCCCAGCAGGGGUCUCCAGUGAGGUGGAAGUCCUCAAGGCCCUCAAGUCUCUGUUUGAGCAUCACAAAGCCCUUGAUGAGAAGGUUCGAGAGCGACUCCGUGUGGCCCUUGAGAGGGUGUCCAUGUUGGAAGAUCAGCUUGCAGCAUCUGCUCAAGAGGUAAUCUCUUUAAGAGACCAAAUUAAAAGACGUCAACAAGGGUUGGACGGCGGGAAAGAUCGGCUGCCAAACGGCCCGUCUUCAGGCCUGGAGGACAGUGAGAUCGAAAGGCAGAGAGAAGGAGAGAUCGAGCGACAGAGAGCCGAGCUGUCCCAGCUGAGGGAGAGGCUGGCCCUCAUGUGCCGGCAGGUCGGCGAAAUAGAGGAACAGCUUGCGGCCGCCAGGAGGGAGGUGACGAAAUCAGAGGAGGCCAAUCAGAAGCUGCAAAGGGAGGUGAAAGAGGCCCUCUGCCAAAGGGAAGACAUGGAGGAAAGGAUUACAACACUAGAACGCAGGUACCUCAGCGCCCAGAGGGAGGCAACGUCUCUCCACGAUAUCAAAGAUAAGCUGGAAAAUGAGCUUGCGAGCAAAGAGUCCCUCCACAGACAGAGUGAGGAGAAGAACAGACAGCUGCAGGAACGUCUGGAUGAAGCCAAGCAGAAACUGCAGCAGACGUUACAGCGGGCAGAGACACUGCCUGAGAUUGAGGCUCAGCUCGCCCAAAGAGUCGCUGCUCUCAACAAGGCCGAGGAGCGUCAUGGAAACUUUGAGGAGCGGCUACGGCAAAUGGAGGCCCAACUUGAGGAGAAAAACCAAGAGCUGCAAAGGGCGAGACAGAGGGAGAAGAUGAACGACGAGCACAACAAACGCCUCUCUGAUACAGUGGACAAGCUUCUGUCUGAGUCCAAUGAGAGACUGCAGCUGCACCUGAAAGAGAGGAUGGCAGCGCUGGAAGAGAAGAAUGCUCUUUCUGAGGAGCUGGCCAACAUGAAGAAGAUCCAAGACGACCUUUUAGCUAAUAAGGAACAGCUUCUGGCUGAGCUGGAGAGAAUCCAGCUGGAGCUGGAUCAGCUGAGAGGCAGGUCUGGCUCUUCCUAUUCCAGGGCAGGCAGCGUCAGCUCACUUCCCUCCACCCUUUUUCGAAGAUCUCUACCAGGGAGCGCCUCAGAACUGCGGUACCCGCAGGGAGGAGGUUCCCUACCUGCUGGCUACGGCAGCUCCUCUGGCGGGGUGGUGGUGAGGCGCUCGCACCGCGGCCGGUGGGCGCCCCCGAGAGACGACAGCAGCAAGUAUGGAGAAUGGGACAGUAGCACUAUGCUCGGCCCCGGCUUUGAAGGCGGCGUGGAAGGAGGCUGUUCUGAUGAUGAGGACGACAGGGAGACUCUGUUUGGGUCUGAGUUGCUCUCCCCCAGUGGACAAACAGAUGUACAGACUUUGGCCAUCAUGCUACAGGAGCAACUGGAGGCCAUCAACAAGGAGAUUAAGCUGAUCCAGGAGGAAAAGGAGAGCACAGAGCUGAGGGCAGAGGAGAUCGAGAGUCGGGUCAGCAGUGUUGCCCUUGACGCUUCACCUCUUCCGCCAUCUUCGUUGGGGGGAAGGGACAGCAUUGGGAGGGGUUACAUGAGUCCCUCCAUCACCUCCUCCACAUUGGCGUCGCCAUCACCACCCAGUUCUGGGCACUCCACUCCUCGCUUGCCACACUCCCCCGCCAGGGAGACCGACAGACAGAACAGCAAAGAGGGCGAAGAAUGCAGAGCGCUCGCCCUGAUUGACUCCACACCUCCUCCCGUUCCUCGCGCCCUACGAUUGGACCGAAUGACGCACACGCACCCAGGGGCAGGUCUUGAUGACCACCGGGAAUUUCGCAGUCUUUCUAGUGAUGGUGCUACGACUGCCAGCCAAGAUUCUCUCCACAAAGCCAGCAAAAAGAAAAGCAUCAAGUCAUCCAUCGGUCGUCUCUUUGGCAAAAAGGAAAAGGGGAGGAUUGGGGCGCCUGGACGUGAAUCCGUCUCACUAGCCUCCACACCCUCUGAUGAUCUGGGCUCAGCCGAUCCCUUAGGUUUGGCUAAAAUCGGGACUGGAACAGUGGAAAAAGACCGUCGCAGCAAGAAAAAGCAUGACCUGUUAGAGGAAGCUUGUCGACAGGGGUUGCCUUUUGCCUCUUGGGAUGGUCCGACUGUUGUCACAUGGCUUGAGCUGUGGGUGGGGAUGCCGGCGUGGUAUGUGGCGGCGUGUCGUGCCAACGUGAAGAGCGGCGCCAUCAUGGCCAACCUGUCGGACACGGAGAUCCAAAGGGAGAUCGGCAUCAGCAACCCGCUGCACCGGCUUAAGCUCCGCCUGGCCAUCCAGGAGAUGGUCUCCCUUACGAGUCCGUCCGCACCUGCAAGCACUCGCUCUUCGACCAGUAAUAUUUGGAUGACACACGCAGAGAUGGAAUCCCUGACAGCCGCCACCAAACCAGAGCAGAAGGAGUUCAGCUGGGAUCAGAUCCUAGCUUAUGGAGACAUGAACCACGAGUGGGUAGGAAACGAGUGGUUGCCCAGCCUAGGCCUGCCUCAGUACCGCUCCUACUUCAUGGAGUCGCUGGUGGAUGCACGCAUGCUCGAUCACCUCACCAAGAAGGAACUGAGGGGCCAGCUGAAGAUGGUGGACAGUUUCCACAGGGUCAGUCUCCACUAUGGCAUCAUGUGCCUGAAGAGACUGAACUACGACAGGAAGGAGCUGGAGACGAGGAGGGAUGAGAGUCAACAUCAAAAUCAAGAUGUAAUGGUUUGGUCCAAUGAGCGAGUGAUGUGUUGGGUGCAGUCCAUCGGUCUGAAAGAGUUUGCAGACAACCUAUUAGAGAGCGGAGUCCACGGGGCCCUUCUGGCUCUAGAUGACACUUUUGACUACACUGACUUGGCCCUCCUUCUUCAAAUACCCAAUCAGAACACACAGGCACGGCAGCUUCUAGAGAAGGAGUACAAUGCUCUCAUCUCCAUGGGAACAGAGAGGAGGCCAGAUGAGGAUGGUACGAAGACGUUUACACGGUCGCCAUCGUGGAGGAAGAUGUUCAGAGAGAAAGAUCUCCGCGGCGUCACGUCCGACUCUUCGGAAACAUUACCCGCCAACUUUCGUGCCUCCGCCAUCGCCACUCCUUCUGUCACUCUGAGAAAAGUCCAGAGUGAAGUGAACGCUGGUGUGAGAGGAGACUCCGGGUCCGUCAGAACAUAUUCCUGCUAAAACAAAAGCACACAAGAGCCCCGCCUCCGUCCGAACCUACAGAAAAAAAAUAUAUUUUUUGUUUGUUUGUUUGUUUUGAAGAAUGUAAAAAAAGGAUCUGAAUUUUUUUUAAAAAAUGAAGACAAGAUGACCAACACCAUCGGAGCCAGACGUCUGUCAGAAUCACGAGUGGACUCUGAAAAGUGUGAAUGUCUGUUCAUUCGUUUGUUUCUCUCUCUCGCUCCAUCUGUAGUUGUUCUAUGAUGUUUGAUCCUGUAGAAAGUCAUCAUCAGCGCUCAUGAAUCCAUCUUCUGUUCUGAGUAUGAGAAGGCAAUACUGAAUCAACAAAACAGGUUUUUUUUUAUUUAUUUAUUAUUAAACUCAGCCUUGUGACAUCACAAAGGAGAGGGAGGUACAAAGGGAGACUAUGUUCUUAAGCCAUAACAGACAUUAUGAGAUGCACAAAUGUGAAUAUGACGGACAACGAGACAUUUAGCAAAGUGCUUCAUGAUGGAGUCCUGUUCAAACUGAAAAUAAGAAGUAAGCAUUUGUGUUCACAUGCAUGCCAACAUCAACUGUUUAUAGUGAGCGUCAUAUCACUCAUCUGCAAAUGUGAACGCUCGAAUAAGGACUUUAUACAAUGUGCAUUUUAUUUUUAUCAUUUUUUUAAAAGAAAAUGAUAACUGAUAUUGUAUGUAUGUACAGUACGUAUGUGUGUGUUUUAAAACGUCUGUUCAUUUCAUACUUAAGACUGUAAUUUGAUUUUCAGUGGAGAAAGGAACUAUGUUUAAAAUUAUGGACAUGCUAGUUGUAUGUGUACAUUUUGAAAAAACAAAUUGUGUUAUGAUUGAAAUUCCUAUUAUAUGAGAGUAGUGAUGAUAAUUGAAUAUGAUAUGAUGAUAAUAAUAAUAAUAAUGAUAAUGAUUGUAAAAGCUGUAAUUAAAAAAAUACAUACCUGUAAAAA